AUGGAUUCUUCAACACGACGCCGUCUUCAUCACGCGCCAGCCGACUACGUGAUCGGCAACCAACAAAUAUCACCUGUCGUCAACAUACGGCAGAUGAGAGGGCAUCUUGCUCUGUUGAGAGCCUUUUAUGAUCUGAAGAUCAGCGUUGUCCAAGUGAACUUACCCGGACGGACGGACGAGCAAAAAUGGACGAGGUUUCUGCGCUACGCCGAGUGGCGCUUCUUCCGGUGGGGUUCGACCAUCGUCUCUCAGCGUUCGCCAGGUUCAUCCCAGUUGAAUCCCGAAGAGAUCCCCCCCAUCGACGUACUCAUGGUGUGGCAUGCCUACCUGCUCAACCCACGACACUACUAUGAAGAUUGUCGUCGCGACAGAGGGCCCCCGUGGGCCACGCUCGGCGCCUUCCCUCUCAUCUUGGCUUCUCAAUUGUUGGAUAACCCGGACCCAGAUCAAAUACGUACUUGGGAAGAUGAGACACAUAUGCCAUUUCAUCCUGACUUGGCGCCCGACCCAGAUUGGUGGCUUCAAAUCGACUGUCCUGCGUGCGGGUCCGCUAUCAAGAUACACUUCUCGCGUUGGGCUGGAGAGGAACCGCUGCCGAGCCGGUGUGAACACCGCUCGGUUGAAUUCCAAGACAUGAAAGAGGCUCUUUCUGUGAAGAGAUUCGCCGACGAGAUUUGUGCAGCUGUGGUGAAUCGAAGACACUUGGAUGAUCCAAGAUAUGCUCUUGCUGGCACAGUCCUCCAAACCUCCAGCGGUCAAGUACAACAUGAGGAAUCAAUCAGGCUAAAUCGACAGUUGAUUAAUGCAUGGAAGAGGACGGUGGAAGAAGAAGACGAUGCUGCAAUGGCCAUCGGGAAAGAUGCUCAUUGGAGCUUUGCAUCAAUCAAACGUCGUAUCCGCAGGGCAAACGAAGUGGAUAACAAUACGGGCACACCGCAGGAGUGGAAAGACGUGCUCGCAUGCUAUUCACGACCUUUCUCGGCAUCUCUCAAUCUAGUUGGCGCAGUCAUACGCCAGGCAGCGUUCAUAAAGAAGAUGCAUGACCAGGGAUGGACAGAGCCGGGAAAGUUCGUCCGACACGACGCACCCCUCAUCGAAUCGAUUGAUCGCUACCACAAGUUCCUCGAUCUCAUGAGUGCUCACCCAGGCCGUUUCUACGUACCGACAAACAAUAUCGAUCUUGCGUGGCAUACGCACCAACUCCUGGCGGGCAUACAGAGAGGAUACACUGAAGACAGACUUAAGAGGGGUUUCGAUCGCACGUCUAGGGACUGGAAGGAACGCUUCGGAGAGUUGUACUGUGUAUGCCAAUAUUGCAAGAACCGAGACGCUGCCUUGUCUAUCCGGGAUACGCGGUCUGCACGGGCCGCAUAUACGUCUUCUGCACUGGCGUUAGUUCCACGCUAUCAAUUAGCGGCACCGACUACUGCUACUGGAUACUAUUACCGCGCGCCAUCCUCCAGUCAUUCCCCACGCGAGAGGGAGCCAGAGAGAGAGGAUCCCAUCAGCGCGAUUGCCGAGCUAGUUGAUCUCGCAGAUGGGUGCGGUGAUGGUGGAGAUGGCGGGGACGGUGGAGAUGGUGGGGACGGCGGAGAUGGCGGGGACGGCGGCGGGUGUGGUGGGGGAUGUGGCGGUUGUGGCGGUUGA
Molecule: messenger RNA, 1647 nt
Organism: Dacryopinax primogenitus
Lineage: Eukaryota; Fungi; Basidiomycota; Dacrymycetes; Dacrymycetales; Dacrymycetaceae
Exons: 4
Coding region: 1-1647 (548 amino acids)
Source: RefSeq, a predicted model, not a curated record